AUGAAGAGAAUUAUAUGGAGAAUAAAAGGUAUAACAUGUCUAAAUGAGCGACAAGUGGCAAACAUUGAAUAUGGAGAUCUAUUGUUUCGUCGUAAAAGCGAGCUUACAAAGAUGUCGUUUAUCUUGGAGUUUGCAGAGAACUUAAUCCUGAGAUGUGGAGCUAUCCAAUUCGGCCUUAUGGAUUUUGGACAUUUGAUCGCCACAAUGCUCAGAUCUUAUGGGAUGCUCAGAUUAGCCAUGUCCGAGGUCGUAGGGACCCCUAUGAUGACAUCCUUCAAGACUACUCCAAAUAGAUUGGUUCUGAAACUGUUUGUGAUGAAAGAUUAAUAUGAGUCACUCUCGAAGCUGAUUCGUUGUUGCUCGUUUUCAUUUUACACAGAAAACACACUUAUUGUGUAUGAUACAUUGCUGAUCUUCACAAAUAAAGUCCUUAUGAGAUCUUCAUCUUAGUGUUCAAUAGAAGUUUGGUUUUCUAGAAUAAAGUUUCUAAAUUUGAACGCAUGUGAUUCCUUUUUUUCCUACUUAGAGUAUCACAUUUUGUAAUAAAAUUCAAAGUGAUAAUUUUGACCA
Messenger RNA from Lactuca virosa, 570 nucleotides. The record is from the annotation of a GenBank genome assembly. NCBI's taxonomy places the organism in Eukaryota, Viridiplantae, Streptophyta, Magnoliopsida, Asterales, Asteraceae.